Messenger RNA from Rubroshorea leprosula, 4348 nucleotides. The record is from the annotation of a GenBank genome assembly. NCBI's taxonomy places the organism in Eukaryota, Viridiplantae, Streptophyta, Magnoliopsida, Malvales, Dipterocarpaceae.
GUGCCAAACUCAAAGUGAUUCAACCCCAUGUCUUAGCAAGUUUGUCGAGACUAGAAGAAUUAUAUCUGGGAAACAAACUGAUUAUUUAUGAUAAGGGAGAGAAUGAGAGGUAGAGAGAGAGGGAGAGCGGACAGAUCCAGAGCACGCGAAGGGCGGACGGCACGGAAUUGGGAGCUUUCUAGAAACCAGAGAGGGAAUCGACAGGAGCGAGGUAAUGGGCACUCACGUAGAAGAUCAGAAAAAAGACAGGAGGCAUGGGGGUAUGACAAAAGGGUGUAUAACCAGGCUACUGUGUUCUUCUUUACAAACUUCCCUGAUGAAUGGAGUUAUGGAAGCAUGUGGGAGACCUUCUGCAAACAUGGCAGAGUCCUGGAUAUAUAUAGCCCACCGAGGAAAUCCAAAUUAGGGAAGAGAUUCGGGUUUGUAAGAUUCUUAGAUGUGAAGAAUGAGGGGGUUCUGGAACGCCAACUGGACCAAAUUAGAGUAGGGAUGACCAAGCUGUGGGUUAAUAGACCAAGAUUCAGAGAAACAAAGGAGAGGAGCAGAGAAGACAGAAAGCCAGUUGAGAAUGCUCAUGUCAAACCAUGGAGAUCGUAUGCGGAAGUUGUAAAAGGAAAGUAUAGAAUGGAGGAAGAGCCAAUGAAACAGACAAAGUCGGCAACAGUUGGAGGAGUUGAUCAACAUAAGCAGCGGGAUAGAGACACGCAAAAAUGGCCAACACAAGCAUGGAAAAUGAGGAAUAAGGAACGAGCCAAUGUUGGCCUGGAGUUUAGGGUGAAGGAGGAAGAACUCACAUGGCUCGAAGGCUGUUAUGUCAUAACUACUUAUUCAAUGGAGCUCAUUCCUACACUACAGGAGAAAUUUUUCAUGGAAGGAUAUUUCUCUUGUAAGGUAAGACCAAUAGGGGGAAGACUUGUCUUACUUGAAGGGGGGGAUAAGGAGGAGAUGAAGGAUUUGGUAGAAUUAGCACUGGAAUGGCUGGGGCAAUGGUUUGAGGAUAUAAAACCAUGGAACCCAAAACUGGUUGCAAGAGAAAGGCAAUCCUCCAAAUGUGUAGAUGGAAAGGUUGAAGAUGAUGACAAGGAUAGAAGAUCCAACGUGGAGAGCAAGAACGAAAAGGUAGCUGACGUGGAAUCUGACUCAAGGAGUGCUGAAGAAUCCAUCAAGCAAUCAGAUAAUGAGUGUAUUGUUGCAGACAUCGGGAAUACUCUAGGACUUCUUAUCAACUCCCAAGAGGAAACGACGGAGGAGCAUGCCUGGGGGGGGGGAGCAAAAUGGGCCACAAACAUAGGACCGGGAGCAACAAAAAAGAAGGAAGUUAGUAAAGUCAAAGGUGCUGGAGCGGAGAGAGAAAAAACAGAAGAUAAGAGUGACAAUGAAGAGGAGGUACAGAGAGGUGACGGAAGCUUUGUCGGAGUGGAAACUCAUGGUGAAGAACAAUCCUUUUGGCAAGGGUUUGAAAGUGAAACAGGGCAAGUGAAAGCUUGGAUGGGUAGAACAGAGAGGAAGUCUAAAAAGCAGAGGAGAAAGAGGAUGAGAUCAUGCUCGAAGCAGAGGAGUCAAUCACGGAUAGCGGCAUUGAAAAUAGAAAUCGAUGCUUGCGAGCUGAGGCUAAAAGUGGCACGAGAGAGCAGAUCUAGGGGUUUGCAAAGAGAAUUGGUGUUGCCAAAAGAGAUAACGAGGAUGAGGUCUUGCGAAGGCUUGAAGUUAUGGAGGAGCGGGACAGGGAGAGUAGUAGGAAAGGAAGGCAAGAAAAGAGGGGUGAGAGAACUUGUUGCUCGGGAGAAGGUAGAUUUUUUAUCAGUACAAGAAUCCAAGGUAGAGGUCGUUGAUGCUCAACUAUGCAGAGCUCUAUGGGGAUCAGAUAGCUUUGAAUGGGUUGCUCAACCCUCUAAAGGUAUGGCUGGGGGAUUGAUUUGUAUUUGGAAUCCUGAGUUAUUGAAGAAGGAUAGAAUUAUAGAAGGGGAUAAUUUCAUUGGGAUUUUCGAGUUUUGGGGGGUGGCUAACACUCCCGUGUAUAUAAUAAAUAUAUAUUUCCUGUGUGAUUUGGCUGGAAAAAGAGCUCUAUGGGCGACUCUCAAAAUUCUUAUUCUUGAGAAUGGGGGGAAUUGGUGUUUAAUGGGAGACUUCAAUGCAGUGAGGAAUGAACAGGAAUGGCGAGGAGGGAGUAUUAGAAGGGAUAUGCCAGAGUUUGAUAAGUUUAUUAGUGAUUGUGGCUUAGUUGACCUUCCAUUAAUUGGUAGGAAGUUUACUUGGUACCAAACCAACGGAGCAACGAUGAGUAGAUUGGAAAGAUUCUUGCUCUCAGAAGAAUGGUGCUUGAACUGGGAGGAUGUCAAACAAUGGGGCUUGAACUGCUCAUACUCUGAUCACUGCCCUAUUGUGUUAAAAAACCAGAUCAUUAAUUGGGGGCCAAAACCCUUUCGGGAGCUGCUGGAGGAAGUAAAGGAAAUUAAAGAAGGUGUGGCAAAGCACUUCGAAAGCUUGUUCCAAGAGGAAGAGUGGAAUCACCCAGUGCUUGAUGGAAUUGAAUUUAAGAAGAUUUCAGCAGAGGAGGGGUCAAUGCUGGAAGCACCAUUCAAGGAGGAAGAGGUUAAACAAGCAGUGUGGAGUUGUGAGAGCUCAAAGGCGCCGGGGCCUGAUGGGUUUAACUUUAAAUUCAUCAAGGAAAUGUGGGAGGUAAUCAAAGGAGAUAUACUGGGGUUUGUUGACGAUUUCCAAAAGCAUGGAAAAUUGGUCAAAUGGGUUAAUAGCAGCUUCAUUGUAUUAAUACCCAAAGUCGACAACCCACAGAAAAUAGAAGAAUUUAGACCCAUUUCACUAGUUGGUGUCAUGUACAAAAUAAUUGCCAAACUCCUAGCACAUAGACUGUCUUCGGUUUUAAAUGGAGUGAUCGGGGAAAAUCAGAUGGCCUUCAUCGGAGGAAGGCAACUUGCAGAUAGUGUGGUCAUCGCGAACGAGACUACUGAUGAGGCGCAAAAAAGGAAACAAGCAGGAUUUGUAAUUAAGCUUGACUUCAAAAAGGCGUAUGAUAAAGUAUGCUGGGCCUUCUUGGACUACAUGAUGCUGAGAUUGGGAUUUGGCCAAAAAUGGAGAGGGUGGAUGACUGAAUGUUUGAAGACAGCGGAGGUAUUGGUGUUACUCAACGGGAGCACCACCAGACAGUUUGGGAUGCAAAGAGGGCUCAGACAAGGAGACCCGUUAUCACCUUUCCUAUUCCUAAUUGUUGCGGAGGGUCUUAAUGGCAUAAUCAAAUCUGUAAUUUCACAUGGACUGUUUGAGGGAAUUACAGUUGGGCAAAGUGGAUUGAAAGUAACCCAUCUACAGUUCGCGGAUGAUACAAUUGUAUUUGGGAAAGCCUCAGAAGAAAACAUUUGGGCUGUAAAAUGUAUUAUGAGGAUUUUCGAGAUUGUAUCGGGGCUGAAGAUUAACUUCGGAAAAAGCUUACUCAUGGGCAUAAAUGUCUCAAAUGACUGGAUGAAGAAGAUGUCUAUUAUUAUGAAUUGUAAGCAAGGAGUUUUGCCUUGUAAAUAUUUGGGGAUGCCGAUUGGGGGUAGAUAUAGAAGUAUUGCGAUGUGGAAACCCAUCAUUGAUGCUUUUAAGAAGAAACUUGCUAGUUGGAAAACCAGGUUCAUAUCUCUUGGCGGAAGGAUCACACUCCUUAAUUCCGUGCUGUCUAGCCUCCCAGUGUUCAUCAUGUCUGUCCGCCUGUUACCUAAAGGUUUGAUUCUCUUACUUGAUAAAAUUCGUAGAAGUUUUCUUUGGGGGGCUAGGGAUGGUUGCAAGAAGAUUAAUUGGGUUUGUUGGGAGAAUGUGUGUAAAAACAAAAUGGAGGGUGGUUUAGGUGUAAAGGACCUUAGAAUAUUUAAUUUAGCACUGUUAGGAAAGUGGUGGAGUAGGUUGGCAGGGGGUGAGGACGGUUUUUUGUACAAGGUCAUUAGAGAAAAAUAUGGAUAUGAAGCAGGAAAUUGGCUAAACUGGAUUGAAAGAAGGUGCAACAGGAGGUCCUUAUGGUGGAGGGACGUCUGUCAUCUAGAUCAUUUAUAUCAUAGAAAGAUUGGAUGGCUGUCGGGUGGAUAUAGACUGAAAUUAGGGGAGGGCAAAUCGCAAAACCAAGAGCAUUUCCCAAAUGGGUCACUGGAACAACGGGAGAUGGACCUGGUCACUACAGUGGAGAAGAACCAUCUUUUCUUGGGAGGAAGAAUCAUUAUCGGAGCUGUGGGGUCUAUUAGAGGCAAACCAACGAACUUGUGGAAGUCAAGAUCGCUGGGAGUGGAGGCACAAUAAGGACAAUGGCAGAUACUCAGCGAAAUCUGGAUAUCAGGUUCUCUCAAGUAAUCAAAACGAG